Synchiropus splendidus (mandarinfish) is the source of this 1677-nucleotide messenger RNA. RefSeq names its product syntaxin 4 (gene stx4). The record is from RefSeq and is a predicted model, not a curated record. Gene Ontology annotation, biological process: intracellular protein transport; vesicle fusion; exocytosis. Gene Ontology annotation, molecular function: SNARE binding; SNAP receptor activity. The transcript has 10 exons. Gene Ontology annotation, cellular component: endomembrane system; SNARE complex; plasma membrane. Lineage: Eukaryota; Metazoa; Chordata; Actinopteri; Syngnathiformes; Callionymidae. The coding region runs from base 288 to 1178 and encodes 296 amino acids.
AAUCUUAAUGUGAGUUCAUGCAACAAAAUGCUCUAAUAUCUGAAUUGAGUCCGAGAGAGUUGCGCGCCUAUCAUUCUUCAACAGACGUUGUUGCGUAGUUACAAACUUUGGCCAUUAGAGGCGCUCCUCUUGAAUCGCACCGUAGAAGAAGAUACUCAGAACUAGUUGAAUGACACUAAAAGGAACUUUCACAAUUUUCCAUUUACAGCCCUGGGUCGAUUUAUAGAAAUCGGAACAAGGAGUUGAGACGUUUUCCGUAUCAACACCGUGUUUUUAUAUUUUUGAAUAUGAGGGACCGAACGAAGGAAUUGGGAAAUACCGCCGAGGCUUCAGACGACGACGAUGAAGGUAAAUCUCUGAUGAUCAAACCAGGAACCUCUUCAGCCAAAGAGGAGAAAGAGAAUGAAGCCUUCCUGAAAAAGGUUCAGGAGGUUCAUGAGAGCCUGCAGAAUCUGAAGAGUUUAGUGUCGGACCUGGAAACCAAACAGAAAACGGUCCUGGGAGUUGCACUGCCUGAAGACAGUAUGAAGAAAGAUCUGCAGACUUUGAGAGACGAGAUCAAAUUGCUAGCAAGUCAGAUCCACAGGAAACUGAAGAGUAUUGAGCCUAAAAAGGGAGAAGAUGACGGAAAAUAUAUUCCUGUCAACAUUCGGAUGCAGAAAACGCAGCACGCUGUUUUGUCGAAAGAGUUUGUGGAGCUGAUGGGUCACUGCAACACCAUUCAGGCUCAGUACCGAGAUCGCAAUGUGGAGAGAAUACAGCGGCAGCUUAAGAUCACUGGAACUAAUGUGACAGACGAGCAGCUGGAUGUGAUGCUGGAAAGCGGACAGACCGAUGUCUUCACUCAAAAUAUUCUGAUCGACGCUAAAGCCACCCGACAGGCUCUGAAUGAGAUCGAGUCCAGACAUGAUGAGAUCCUGAAGCUGGAGCGGAGCAUCAAGGACCUGCACGACAUGUUCCAGUACCUGGCCAUGGAGGUGGAGGCACAGGGGGAGCUGGUGGACAGCAUCGAAAACAACAUCAGACAGACCAACAACUACGUAGAAAAGGCGAAGGAAAACGUAGAGAAAGCUGUCACAUACCAGCAGAAGGCGCGCAAGAAAAAGGUUUGGAUUGCCAUCUGCCUUGCCAUCCUGCUCCUGAUCCUCGCCAUUUCUCUGGCUGUCACCUUCUCCUGAACGGGAGACCCAGCUGGACAAUCCACAUGUGUACAUAGUAGGGAAGAUUCAUCUUCUCGGUUGACCCUUGUCUUCCUCUUACGCUCUUAUCACAGCAGCCCAAGAGGAUGUGAACUGUUACGUUGACUUCAAUGUUUUUAAAAAGUGUCUUUAUGGAGGAGGAGCCAGAACGCCGGCACCACACUUCAGUUCUCAGGAACUUUUUCCCUCAUUACAGUUGUGCUUAUGAACAAAUGAUUAACACUUUCGGCGCAUUUUAACCUGCUGUAAAUAACCUCUUUGAAUCUUUUUAAGAAAGAACACGUUUUACUGUCGCCCUGGCGACACCUGCCUUAGUAUUUAUGAUGUUGAUGCUGCUGUCCAACCAUCGCCUUCUUUCACCUACCGCAACUGAAAAGGGACAUUUUCUUGUCGAAAGUUUUUCAGACACAAUUCCGCUGUGCUCCGGUCUGUAUCACCUCUUUUAAUAAAAUACUGUUGUCUAGCUUGUUGAGCAUUU